CGGCCACCGUGUGUUUGGAAACAACACACGCAAAUACUUCAUGGCUUAUGAGCAGCCCUGAAACUUCUUGAAUCAGGAACCUCUGCCUUUGCUUAGCCUGUGUUGUCCUUUUGUCUGCUUAAAUCGUUACGCAUCCGAUAGCUCACGUUAGAUAUUCAUGCGCGUCUUAAUAUAGUUUGAUUAAAAAGGAAGAAUGGAGAAUUCAACGGCGUUGGAUAAAGAGACGAUCUCGCUGGUCAUUAAAACGCCUAAUCAGUUUCACGGAGAUCAGCUGAUCGAGGGAGUUCGCGCGGACUGGACCGUGAAAGACCUUAAAUGUCACCUCUCCAAGGUUUAUCCCAACAACCCGGCUGAGAAAGACCAGAGACUUAUUUACUCAGGCAAGCUGCUUCUGGACAACCUGCUUAUCAGAGAUGUUUUCUCAAAGGUUCCUUCUGAUACCAAACCCACUCUUCACCUGGUGUGUGCAGUGAGACCCCAACCUGCUUCCCAACUCGGAGCAAGACCCAAAGUGAUAUCAACACACCAGCAGAGUUCACAGCCUUCCCCACUAACUCCUAGCCAGUCUCCUGGACCAUCUGUGACCUCUGUGCCCUCCACUGAUGGCCUAAGACAGCGAGGUCAUGCCACUUUGCCUGAUACUAGUGCCAACACAUCUGCGCCUGUAACAGCAGCAAUGAACCACCCUGCCUUCCCCACAUAUUCUCUUUACAGUCCACAACAGCUGCUGUGGUUGCAGCAAAUGUAUGCCCGCCAGUACUACAUGCAGUAUCAAGCUGCAAUGGCAGCUGCUGCCUCAGCUCCACUGACCACUCCUGCCGCUGCUUCCUCACUUCCUGUUGGCCCUCAUCAAGCCGCUGUACCUGCAGCUUUACCCAAUCAAGGCCCCAUCAAUGACCUACCAGCCAAUCAGAACGCCCCAGGACCUGCCUUUAUCAACCCAGAGGGAGCCAAUCAGAAUGUCCGUAUGAAUGCCCAGGGUGGGCCUGUGGUAGAGGACGAGGAGGACGUGAACCGAGAUUGGCUGGACUGGAUGUACACAGCAUCACGAUUGGGUGUCUUCCUGAGCAUUGUAUACUUCUAUUCCAGCAUGAGCCGCUUCAUCCUGGUCAUGAGCAGCCUGGUUAUUAUGUACUUACACACAGCAGGCUGGUUUCCUUUCAGACAGAGACCUCAAGCCAGACCUCACAAUCAGCCAGCACCUGAGGUCAUUCAGAACCAACAGAACCAAAAUGAGGACCAACAUCCAGAGCCUGUGGCGCCACCUGCUGAAGUGGAUAAUGUUGGUGUUGUUGAACCCGCCAUGACAGCAGUGCCUGUUCCCCAAGUCAGAGCCCCCAUCCUAUGGACAGCCUGGGUGUUUUUUAAAGCCUUUUUUGCUUCUCUGAUACCUGAGCCUCCACAGGGUAUUGCAAACUGAUCCAGAAGCAGUCAGACAGAAAUGACAAAAACUGAAUCACCAAGCUCUUAGGGCUGGACAUUAUAAACAAAGGCUACAAAUCCUAGAAGAGGUAGCACUUUCCAGUUCUUUUGGGUGUGUGACAGAUUGCUUCACAUUCUGAACAAACAAGUGCUUGGACAUGGAGUUGUAAAUAUCACUGGACAGUUUUUGCACAGCACUUUAGAUAACCGCAACAGCUGGAAUCGAUAGUGUCGGUUGCCUGACCUGAUUCUCUUGUAUAGGCUUCUGUCACCAAGACUUCAUUUUCUUGAAGUGCUCCACGAUGAGUGUCCAAGGAUUAAACUCAUGGGAUUAUCUUAUUAAGGUUCGAGUAUGAUGGACAACGAAGGCCACAUAUUGAUUUUGUUCUAAGCACAUGAAUAGAUGGAGGGUGCUUGGGAGAAUGCAUUUGUGGUACUUUAAAGCUAAUGGCGUUUAUGCAAGUAAAACAUGCUUACAUGUUCUCUUUUUUUAAUUGUGCUCGACCUGUGAAAUGAGGAAUGUUAAUAUUUAUGAGGGACGCGUUCAAGUAUUGUAAGUGGAAUUUGCAAUUCAAUGAGUUUGUUGGUGACCUCGGGAUGAGGAGAAGGUGAAUGAACCACACUUUGAGUAUCGCAUCUUCUUGAUAUGAAGGAACUGCACUUUGGGACAAAAGAGGAGAACAAAAUAUAACUAUAAUAGAUAUGAAAGAUUAAAAUGGCUGAUUUUUAAUCUGGUAUUUACCAACAAUGUAGCAUUGCUGUCAUUUCAGAUCAUGUAUAAUCAAGCUUUGUUAUUAACAUCAUGAAAGUAAGCCUCUUUGUACCAGAAAAUGAAAACAAUAAACACACUUUCUUCA
Danio aesculapii is the source of this 2279-nucleotide messenger RNA. It is a transcript of the gene herpud1, whose product is annotated as homocysteine-inducible, endoplasmic reticulum stress-inducible, ubiquitin-like domain member 1. The coding region runs from base 194 to 1420 and encodes 408 amino acids. The record is from RefSeq and is a predicted model, not a curated record. Gene Ontology annotation, cellular component: endoplasmic reticulum membrane. Gene Ontology annotation, molecular function: transmembrane transporter binding. Gene Ontology annotation, biological process: endoplasmic reticulum unfolded protein response; negative regulation of endoplasmic reticulum stress-induced intrinsic apoptotic signaling pathway; ubiquitin-dependent protein catabolic process. The transcript has 8 exons. Lineage: Eukaryota; Metazoa; Chordata; Actinopteri; Cypriniformes; Danionidae.